Molecule: messenger RNA, 1841 nt
Organism: Glycine soja
Lineage: Eukaryota; Viridiplantae; Streptophyta; Magnoliopsida; Fabales; Fabaceae
Product: heparanase-like protein 2
Exons: 9
Coding region: 1-1557 (518 amino acids)
Cellular component (GO): plant-type cell wall; membrane
Molecular function (GO): beta-glucuronidase activity
Source: RefSeq, a predicted model, not a curated record
AUGGAUUUGAAAGUAACUCUAUGUUAUGUUGUUCUUUUAUUAUUAUUUUCCCUGUCUUCAGCAGAAGAUGUUAAACUCGAAGUGAAAGGGGUGGCAAGCAUCGCUAACACAGAUGAUAAUUUUAUCUGCGCAACAUUGGACUGGUGGCCUGCUAAUAAGUGUGACUAUGACCAGUGUCCAUGGGGACAAGCAGGCAUUCUCAAUCUGGACUUGGAUAACAAAAUUCUAACAAAUGCUGUCAAGGCAUUUAAUCCCCUGAGGAUCAGAUUAGGUGGCUCACUGGAAGAUCAGAUUGUUUACCAAUUUGGGAAGCAAAAGAAAUGCCCACAUUUCAAAAAGAAGGCUGAUGGUCUUUUUGGUUUCAGCCAAGCCUGCCUUCCCAAAGUGAGAUGGGAUGAAGUAAAUGACUUCUUUAACAAAACUGGAGUGAAAUUAAUUUUUGGGUUGAAUGCUCUCACUGGGAAGAGAAAUUCUGCAGAGGACAAGAAGAACUGGGUUGGAAAUUGGAAUCCAAAAAAUGCAAUAAGUCUCAUGAAGUACACAAUAUCAAAAGGAUACAAAAUAGAUUCAUAUGAAUUGGGAAAUGAGCUAUGUGCUGAGGGGAUAUCAGCCAGAGUAGACAGUGUUGAAUAUGCUAAAGACAUCACUAGGCUCAGACAUAUAGUUAAUCUACUGUACCCAAUUGCUUCUACAAGGCCUAAAGUGCUAGGACCUGGUGGUUUCUAUGGUAAGGAAUGGUUUUCUAGCUUCUUAAUGAAUGUUGGGCCUGGUGUGGUUGAUGGAAUCACUCACCACAUUUACAACCUUGGUGCUGGUGUUGACAAGGAUCUCAUCAAUAGGGUUCAAGACCCAUAUUUAUUGAGCCAAGUUGCUGAAACUUACAAAAGUGUAGCUCAAGCAGUCAAGGAAUUCACACCAUGGGCUGGACCAUGGGUUGGGGAAUCUGGUGGAGCCUAUAACAGUGGUGGCAAAGAUGUGUCAAAUACUUUUGUUAAUGGCUUUUGGUACUUGGAUCAGCUGGGCAUGACAUCAACCUUAAACCACAAGGUUUAUUGUAGACAAACUCUAAUCGGAGGAAACUAUGGUUUGCUAAACACCACAACCUUUAUUCCUAACCCGGAUUAUUAUGGAGCUCUUCUGUGGCAUCGACUUAUGGGAAGCAAAGUGCUUUCUGUUUCUCACGAAGGAUCUCCAUUUCUGCGUACAUAUGCUCAUUGUUCAAAGAAAGGGCCUGGUAUCACUGUGCUACUCAUAAACAUGUCCAAUUCCACAACUUUCAAUGUGUUCCUCAUCAAUGACAUGAAUCUGUACCCAGUCCUGAACACAGUACGAAGUGUACCAAUGAAGAUGAGGGAAGAAUACCAUUUGACACCAAGAGAUGGUAACAUUCAAAGUGAUGUGGUGAUGUUGAAUGGAACUCCAUUGGUGCUGACCAAGUCACUAGACAUUGCAGAAAUGAAACCAAAGCUGGUUGAUCCAUCUUCUUCAAUCAAAGCAGGGCCUGAUUCCAUAGUAUUUGUACAAAUCAAGAGCUUCAAUGCACCAGCAUGCGCAUAAUAUAAAUCGACAAGAAGACAACAAUUUGUACGGUUCUUCAAUGCGCCAGAAUGGAGUUAGCAUGCACAUAAUAUUAAUCAACAACUAGAUAAUAAAAAAAUGAUUUCUUUGUGUUUUCCUUUCGCAAUUGGUUCUUUCUUCUUAUUUCAGCUACCAUGUCCAUACUGUGUAUGUCUGUAUAUGAUUUUCCUUUUGGUUAUUUCCGUGUCUUUAUUAAUAUCUGAUUUAUAUAAAAUUUUAUGUGCAUGAUUGUAGUUAAUAACAGAGUAUUUAAUGCUUAAUAG